Molecule: messenger RNA, 4377 nt
Organism: Closterium sp. Yama58-4
Lineage: Eukaryota; Viridiplantae; Streptophyta; Zygnematophyceae; Desmidiales; Closteriaceae
Source: the annotation of a GenBank genome assembly
AUGUUCGCCGCAUUCGCCAUCGCUCGCCGCGACCUCCGCCGUUUCUUCCGCUCGCCUUUUAAAUCCCACCAGCACCCUUUCAAUUCUCUUUCAUACGAGCGUGUCGAACCUGAGGAGCCGUUUGAGGCUCGGCAAACCGAGCCUGUUAGAACCGAGCCGCCUUCGCACAGAGCCGUCAAUUUGCUGAGCGAUCCCGGACCAGGAAAUGGCCGGCUCACGACUGGCGGGGAUCACGGCGAUCUUUACGGGAAUGCGCAGCUGCUGGGAGAGCUGGGUUGUGUGGAGCUUCGGAGAAGGUUCCAGGAAUUGGAACAGGCGAUGACCGACCUUCAGGCGAAUUACUCGCAGCUGGUUCGGCAGCAUUCAGCCCUCCAGUCCCGAGCCGCGCAGCAGCAACACACCAUUGAUUCACUGCAGAUCCGAUCAGCAAAUGCCAGCUCGGCGAGAGGUCUAGCAAUCUCCGCCGGAUCAAUUCUAAGACCGCAUGAUAUUCGUGAAGCAACGGCGGACUUUGCAACCGCUUCUGAGCCGCACUCUUAUAAUGAACUUUCUGGUGCUGGGUCUGCUCAAGGCCCUACAGCGGCCAGAGGAGGAGUUUCCAGCACAGGUGCAAGCGGUGCGGUCACAGGGGCGUCAGAGUUGGCUGCCGAACCAAAAUCUGACGAAUCCGAAGCUGCAAGCUCAGGCUCGGCGGGGGGUGCGGAGGGUGAGUGCGAGAGUGCGUUGAUGGCGUGCCAGCAGCAGCAGGAGCUGAUGAAACUGGCCGGGGGAGGGGGGGAGGGCGGCGAGGGAGGAGAUGGGGGAGCGGGAGACAUGCUGCAGGAGCUGGCAGCCGGCAUGAAGAGCCUUGAGGCGUCGUUCCGCCUUGCGCUGGUGAGUGCAGGGGCCAGUGCAAUGGGGGAAGUGGGAUGGGGGCAGUGGGACAAGGGCUGGCAGCAACAGACAUUGGCAGGUAUGGGUUCACGUUGGAGGCACUUAGGUCGCAUCGCAGGGGCCAUGAGGAGACUUGACAAGUCGUUCCGCCUGGCGCCGAGGGGGGGAGAGGAUGGCAGGCAGAGCGAGGGGCUGGAGGGGGAGGAAAGGGCGGAUGGCGUGAGUGGGGAUGCUCGUGGGGGCAGGAGAGGCGGGGAGGACGAGGGGUGGGAAGGUGGUGAAGAUGAAGAGGGAAGCGGCGGUGAGGAUGAUGAGGGGAGCAGUGGUGGCAUGGGUGAGAGCGCGCGCGCUCUGAUGGCUUUGUGGGAGGCCACCCCCUCCCUGGCGCUGAGGGAUGUGCGCAGUGGCGCUGUGCAGCGCUACCUCAGGCUGCUCAGGCAUGCCGCAGGGGCACAGGGGGGAGAAAAGGUGGGGGAAGGGGGGACGAAUGAGGGAGUGCAGCAAGCGAAGAGACAAGCAGUUGCUUUGGGUGAGGCAGGAGGGAGUGUGGGAGUGGCAGGGGAGGAGGCAUGGUUGAGUGAGGAGGAGGAGGAGCAGCGGCUGGUGCCUGCAGCACCCCAUGUGGACCACUGUGCCUCUCUCGCUACUGAUAUCAGCCUUCUGGAUUCGCGGUCUGCUGAUGGGGCGCUUCCUGAUUGGUCGCUUUGGGGCGGCCGGUUGGGACUAGUGGCACGGCGUUUGGAGGAGCGGGAGAGGGAGAAGUUAAGGAGGGAGAGAGAGAGGGAAGGAGAUGUGCGUGCAGACAAGGAAACACAGGAAGCAGGAGGCGGAGAGAGGAUGGGAGAAGUAAAUGGAGAGGAAGAGGAAGAGGGAAGGAAGGUGGAAGGUGCGGCAGCUGCGGCAGAGGCAGAGAGGCAGUUGGAGGCGGAGGAGCAGGCGCGGGCACUACAGCACGAGGCGAUGCGGCUGCAGGCACAGGAGCGGAUGGAGGAGCGGCAAGGGGCGAGCGACGAGCAGGCGGAGGUGGCGGCGUGGAUGGCGGCAGCACGGGACGAGCAGCCCAUGGGCGACCGCAGGGGGGCUGUCUUGGGGCCGUACCCCCCUUGGGUAUCAGGAGCAGAUGAGGACAACCUCCCCAUGACCCGACGCGCCCAGAGGGACAUCUGGUUGAUGCAGCACCCGCGGGACUGCGCGCACCCGGCUGUCAAGUUCCUGGUUGUGGACGUGCUGAGGACGGUCCGCGGCCGCUUCCUGGGCGUGGGCGCGCAGGUGAACUGGCUGGCAGGCGUGCUGGGGACGGCUGUGGUGGAGGGGCGCGUGCUGGUGGUGCGGCAUUAUCACCGGGCGGCACAUGAUGGGUGUCAUGGUGUGCAUCACGGCCGGUGGUCGUGCUACUUCGUGCCAGAGACCUCCCCUGAGUGCCGCCAGCAGGCUCUGCUCCUGCUGCACUCCGCCCGCCCCACCCAUGCCCUCCAACCCACCUCCCCCAGCAAUACCAGUGACAGUGGUGCUGCUGGUAGGGAUGGUAGGGAUGACAGCAGUGGGGGGGAGAGCAGUGGGGAGGAGUGGAGCAGGAGGAGGGUGACGGUAUGGGAGGAGUAUCUGGACCGCAAUGUCACCAACUUCUUCACCAUUACCUAUCCCACCAUAUGGGGUCAGCCAUGGAAGCACAUGCAUCCGACGGUGGACGUGCAUGGAAGGCUCAUCCGAUGGACAGCAUUCAACCGCCACCGCUGGUGGUUCGCCCAGGCUGCCACCUACCUCAUGCGCUACCCCUCCCCUCGUCUCUGCCUGCUCCUCAAUCGCGCCCGCCACCACGCUUUUGGCCCUGGCCUCGCCGCCCGGGCAGCCCACUUCUUGCCCGCCGAUUGGCCGAAAACCGUCGAGCAGCUGCCCGAACUCACCUCUCAAAACACCCUGGGCAGCGAGGGGAAAAUCGAGGACAUCUGGCGGGCAGCGAGUGGAGGCGCAGGCGGCACAGGGGCACUGGCAGGAGCGGGAGGGUACCGAGCAGCAGGGGGGUAUUUGCCAGAGGGGCUGGUGGCGGUGCAUGUGAGGCAGGGGGACAAGGCGGGCGAGAUGGCGAUUGCAGGGGUGGAGGUGUAUGUUGCGCUGCUUGGAAGGGUGAGACGCCAGUUCCCCUACGCGGACUCGGUGUGGCUCAGCACUGAAAUGCAGGCUGUAGUGGACGCCGCCAAGCAGUACACGCGCUGGCGAUUUCAUGUCACUGACUUCCCCAGGCAGGCUGCCGGCGAGACCAUGGAUGCGUAUGACGCGCGCGUGGGGGAGCAGCGCGCCACCGACAACGCCCUCGUGAACCUCCUCGUCUCCGCCGAUGCGCCUUUCUUUGUGGGCACCAUGGGGUCCACUUGGUCCGUGCUCAUUGAUAACCUCAGGGGGGCAGGGCGGGGCAAGGCGCGUGUAGGCAUGCUGAGUGUGAACCGGGACCGACUCAGUUACAGCCUCGCCCGUGUUUUCUCAAGAGGCUCUCCUCGUCCACCUCCCUGUCCCAUCGACCGUCCGCGCAGGAGAGUCGCCAUGGCGGAAGCCGCGGGCGGCAAGUACGCGGGGGAGGCGCAGGGCACGGCGCGCGCCAACAUGGACACGGUGAUGAAGGGAUGGUUCUCGGAAGUCAGCCCCAUGUGGCCAGGAGAGGCGCAUUCUCUGAAGAUCGACAAGGUUUUAUUUGAGGGCAAGUCCGACUUCCAAGACGUUGCCAUCUUCCAGUCGGAGACGUACGGCAAGGUGUUGGUGCUGGACGGCGUGAUCCAGCUCACGGAGCGCGACGAGUGCGCGUAUCAGGAGAUGAUCACGCACGUGCCGCUCUGCUCCAUCCCCAACCCCAAAAAGGUGCUGGUGGUGGGCGGCGGCGACGGCGGGGUGUUGAGGGAGGUGUCGCGGCACGUGGGGGUGGAGCAGAUCGAUAUCGUUGAGAUCGACGGCAUGGUCAUUGAUGUGUCCAAGGAGCACUUCCCAGCGGUGGCCAUUGGCUACAAGGACCCGCGCGUCAACGUCACUGUGGGCGACGGAGUGGCGUUCCUCAAGGCAGUGCCAGAGGGCACGUACGACGCCAUCAUCGUUGACUCCUCUGAUCCCAUCGGCCCCGCGCAGCAGCUGUUUGAGAGGCCCUUCUUUGAGUCGAUGGCACGCGCGGUGCGGCCAGGGGGCGUGGUGUGCACGCAGGCAGAGUCGCUGUGGCUGCACCUGCCCAUCAUCAAGGACAUUGCCCUCGCCUGCCACCAUGCCUUUAAGGGCUCUGUUAACUAUGCCUGGACCAGCGUCCCCACCUACCCCAGUGGCACGAUUGGCUUCAUGGUCUGCUCCACACCCGGUCCAGAGGUGAACUUCAAGGUGCCAUGCAACAGAAUUGAGGACCAGCCUGAACGGCCUGACCACCUGCCCAAGUUGCCGCCCCUCAAGUACUACAAUUCUCAAGUCCAUUCUGCUGCCUUUGUUCUCCCACAAUUCGCCAAGGAGGCUCUUGAGCCCCACCUCACUAAGUAA